AUGGCAACAGCACCGCCUAUUAUUGACUUUGGAGUUUGGAACGAAGCCGAUCCAGAAAAGAAAGCAACCCUCGUCCGGCAAAUUCGAGAAGCGUGCGAGAGACAUGGAUUCUUCCAGCUGGUCAACCAUGGCAUUCCCCUUGACAUUCAACAGAAUGUUCUCGAGCAAGCCCGGGCCCUUUUCAGUCUUCCAGCUGAGGUGAAAGAGAAAUACAGCAUGGGUAACAUCGGCACACCGAACCUGGGGUAUGAACACCUUCGCGCACAGAACUUCGAGAAACGAGGACCCGGCGACUUAAAAGAAGGGUUUUACCUCUGCCGAGAGCUGGCUCCGGACCAUCCCGCCGUGAAGGCUGGGAAGUUCUCGCAGGGUGCAAACAAAUAUCCGGCGGAAAUUGAAGACCCAGCGCAGUUUCGCGCUGUGGUAAAUGACUACCACAGCCUCAUGACCUACCUAUCUGUAGAGAUCUUCCGCAUACUAGCAUUGACAUUAGAGCUGCAAGAGGACUGGUUCGACGAGUUCUGCCGCGACUCAGCGACCAUUCUGCGGUUGUUGCACUACCCGCCGCAGGAAACAGACGAAUCAAGUUUGGAGCGAGGCAUCGGCGCGCAUACGGAUUUCGGCGGCCUCACUAUCCUACUGCAAGACGAUAUAGGCGGACUUCAGGUCUGGGACCGCGAGGCAUCUCAAUGGGCAGAUGUUGAUCCUGUUCCCGGCGCGUUGGUGGUCAACCUGGGAAACAUGAUGAUGCGCUGGACGAACGAUCGAUAUUUAUCCAACCUCCACCGAGUGAUCAACAGAAGUGGAGAGGAGCGAUAUAGUGCGCCGUUCUUCUUUUCGGGCAAUCCGGACUAUCUGGUGGAGUGUAUUCCGAGUUGCAAAGGGGAAACGGAGGCGGCCAAAUACCCUCCCAUCACAGUGCAAGAGUGGAUGUUGGCGCGGUAUGCAGACACGUACGGGAACUCGCAGCAGAUUGAAGCUAUGGCGGAGUUAUCAACCGAUACGGGGAACGCGAUCGUUGAAGAUCGGAACGUAGACUGA
This is a messenger RNA of Aspergillus aculeatus ATCC 16872, 1041 nucleotides long. Its product is annotated as isopenicillin N synthase family dioxygenase. The record is from RefSeq and is a predicted model, not a curated record. The transcript is spliced from 4 exons. The coding region runs from base 1 to 1041 and encodes 346 amino acids. Gene Ontology annotation, molecular function: dioxygenase activity. Lineage: Eukaryota; Fungi; Ascomycota; Eurotiomycetes; Eurotiales; Aspergillaceae.